AUGACGCCGUCGCCAGUCUCUCUCGCAGGUGCAGUGAAAUUCAACAGCUUCUACAGUAUUUCGAGGUUGAAUGAGAACGACGUUGAGAAUGAGCUGUUGGACUAUGAGGAGGAUGAGGUGGAUAAAGGUGGUGUCGGGGACACAGGCCUCGGACACAACGGAGGCAUAAUAUCCAUCAGGAAAGAAGGGGUCGAAGGGUCAUAUGUGUCCAUCCACUCCUCAGGAUUCAGGGAUCUCCUUCUCAGACCAGAACUGCUGAGAGCUAUAGUGGACUGUGGUUUUGAACAUCCAUCGGAGGUGUAUACACAUGAUGUUCCAUUAUGUCCUUCCAUCUGGUCUGAGUUUGAGUUGAUUGAUCUGGACACAUCUCUUAACAAUUUGGCCCCUCAGUACCUGACUGAUCUGCUCUGUCCGUACACUCCUUCUCGUACUUUGAGAUCCAGCGAUCACUGCCUUCUCAUCGUGCCUAGAUCCAGGCUUAAAAAACGAGUGAUUGCUUUCACCCAGGUGUCAGUGUUGGUGAUGUGUCACACCAGAGAGCUGACCUUCCAGAUCAGCAAAGAGUAUGAGCGCUUCUCCAAAUACAUGCCCAGCGUCAAGGUGGCAGUGUUCUUUGGUGGUUUAUCUAUAAAGAAGGAUGAAGACGUUCUGAAGAAAGAGAGCCCUCAUGUGGUGGUGGGAGCUCCUGGACACAUUCUAGCUCUGUCUCGCAGCAAGAGUCUCAACCUGCGCCACAUCAAGCACUUUAUCCUGGACGAAUGUGACAAGAUGCUGGAGCAGCUUGACAUGCGGCGUGAUGUCCAGGAGAUCUUUCGUAUGACCCCUCACGAGAAGCAGGUCAUGAUGUUCAGUGCCACCCUGAGUAAAGAGAUCCAUCCCGUCUGCAGAAAGUUCAUGCAAGAUCCCAUGGAAAUUUUUGUGGACGACGAAACCAAGUUGACACUUCACGGCCUCCAGCAGUACUACAUCAAGCUGAAGGACAACGAGAAGAACAGGAAGCUCUUUGACCUCCUGGACGUGUUGGAGUUCAAUCAGGUACAGUAUCUGGAGAGUCCAGCAGGGGACACACAGAAAGUCCCCAAAGUCGAUGCAAACCAGGAGUGACUCAAGGAAGAGACACUGAUUUUUGCCGCUUUAUAAGAAACGUUUGCAUAUCUGAAAGCGACUGAAUGCACUCUGGUCAUUCACAUGCUUUAAUGCAAAAUACAACGCGACCCAUUUGAAUACAGAUUUUGUUUAUCCAAUUAAAUGCAAACUACAAACAAACGGAAUGGAUGGAAGUAAAAUUGUGAGAUGAUGAAAUACAACUGAGUUCAAAACUAUAUUCAAGUUUUGAUGCAACUCGAUUAUGCAAUUUUACAACCCUAACCUUAAAUAUUAUGUGUAAUACAUAAAUGGUUUAGGGUCCAUAAGAUUUUUUAUUUGGAUUGUUCGUUUCUGGAGAUUUUGCCAAGCAAUCCAAAAGAUUGAACUAAGCUAUGAAAAAAAAAAGCAAAGAA
Messenger RNA from Carassius carassius (crucian carp), 1499 nucleotides. RefSeq names its product spliceosome RNA helicase DDX39B-like. Gene Ontology annotation, biological process: mRNA splicing, via spliceosome; mRNA export from nucleus. NCBI's taxonomy places the organism in Eukaryota, Metazoa, Chordata, Actinopteri, Cypriniformes, Cyprinidae. The transcript has 8 exons. Gene Ontology annotation, molecular function: RNA helicase activity; ATP binding; RNA binding. The record is from RefSeq and is a predicted model, not a curated record. The coding region runs from base 1 to 1104 and encodes 367 amino acids.